AUGAACCGAGCAAGUCGUGAAGAAUAUAUCGAGCAAGUUAUACCAAAAACACGUUUUGGACAAAGUAUGGCUGUUUUAUUUCAUUUAAAACGUCAUAAAAAGAAAGAUAUUUUUGGUCGAUGUCCAGUCGUAUCGCGAGCGCAAUCAUCAUUUUUAUUUGGAAACAGGACCCUACCAUUUGAAAUAUCAAAUACAGUCAUGUCUAUGAGAUCAAAUGCAGAUGAUAGUCAAAUGGACAAUCGUGUGCAAUAA
Molecule: messenger RNA, 252 nt
Organism: Didymodactylos carnosus
Lineage: Eukaryota; Metazoa; Rotifera; Eurotatoria; Philodinida; Philodinidae
Source: the annotation of a GenBank genome assembly